AUGUAUUUCCUCCCAAAGUUUACUGUGAUUUUGUGCAUAUUCCUCGGAACAGUGACUUCGAACGUGUAUAAUUAUUAUGAUAAUGAAGAAAGCAUAUGGUUCACAAAUCCAUAUUUAUCAAGAUAUAUAAGAUCAAGACCGUUUAACAGAGUGCCAAUAGCUUAUCCGCCGAGAUUUAUGUUAGGACCUAUGACAGUGCAGCCAUCACGACAGCAAGGUGUAUAUAAAUAUCCUAAUUUAAAUAUAAAUAUUAAUCGAGUGCCCUUUAUAUCUGUUCCACAUUCACCGCAAAUUGGAAUACAUCAACAAACUAUGAACCGUCCAUUUCGUCCGAUAGGACCCCAUGUACAAUAUGGAUACCUUCCUAAUACGAACGUUGAAAAUCUUAAUGGCAACUUUAACAAUUUUAUCAAGAAUGAUGUUAGACCAACGGUGAGUCCUUUUGUACGACCAUCUGUUGAAAGUCAAAGCACUACAAGUCACGAACAUAAGCCUUAUGAUCAAGUUAUGCAUAAUAACGAGUAUGGUCACGAUCUUAUGACGAGUACAGCAUCCGCGACGCCGACAUACACCGCACAUACAAGUACUACUUCAAAGCCUAUGCCUAGCCACGAGGAAAACCACCAAAACAAAUAUGAAGACUUUGAAUAUGAAAUCGAUGUCCGAAACGAUACGGAAUAG
Achroia grisella is the source of this 681-nucleotide messenger RNA. RefSeq lists its product as uncharacterized. Lineage: Eukaryota; Metazoa; Arthropoda; Insecta; Lepidoptera; Pyralidae. The record is from RefSeq and is a predicted model, not a curated record. The transcript has a single exon. The coding region runs from base 1 to 681 and encodes 226 amino acids.